ACUGUUUCCCACCACAUUCUCUCAAAAAAACUAGAGCUGGUGGCCAAAGGCUUUUGCUGAGAAUGACUUUAGGAACAGAAAUCACUACCCAAAGCAAGGUCUCUUCAUAUGUAACAGCAGACCGAAACCUUUUGAAAUGGGAUCUGUCACCAGAACAAAUUAGAACAAGGGCAGAAGAACUGAUCAGGAAAACAAAGCAAGUGUAUGACCAUGUUGCAAUGCUUGAUAUGGAAAAAGUAACAUAUGGAAACACAAUCCAGGCUUUGGCAGAUAUAGAAGUGGAAUAUGCAGUGGAAAGAAGCAUGUUGGAUUUUCCACAGCAUGUCUCAUCCAACAAGGAAGUACGCUUAGCAAGCACAGAAGCUGACAAAAAGCUUUCUCAUUUUGAUGUGGAGAUGAGCAUGAGAGAAGAUGUGUUUCGGAAGAUUGUUUAUUUACAGCAAACAUACGAUCUUGAAAAUGUAAAGCCUGAAGCUAAGAGAUAUUUAGAUAAGUCGAUUAAAAUGGGAAAAAGAAAUGGACUCCAUCUUCCAAAAGAAGUGCAAAAUGAAAUAAAGACGAUGAAGAAAAAAUUGAGUGAGCUAUGUAUAGAUUUCAACAAAAACCUCAAUGAAGAAAACACAUUUCUUAUAUUUUCUAAGGAUGAACUUGAAGGCCUUCCUGAUGACUUCAUCAAUAGCUUAGAAAUGAUAGAGGAUGAGUAUAAAGUUACCUUAAAGUAUCCCCACUAUUUUCCUGUUAUGAAGAAGUGCUGUAUUCCAGAAACCAGAAGAAAAAUGGAAUCUGCUUUUAAUACGAGAUGCAAAGAGGAAAACACUAAAAUUCUUCAGCAGUUGCUUCCCUUAAGGGCAAAAGUAGCAGAGCUUCUUGGCUACAACACACAUGCCAACUUUGUACUGGAGAUGAACACUGCAAAGAGCACAGAUAAUGUAACAACCUUUCUAGAUGAUUUAAGUAAAAAGCUAAAGCCUUUGUCUGAGGAGGAAAGAGAGUUUAUUCUGGAUGUGAAGAAAAAUGAGUGUAAAGAAAUGGGUUUUGAGUAUGAUGGAAGAAUCAAUGCAUGGGAUCUACAUUAUUAUAUGAUCAAGACAGAAGAGCUUAAGUACUCCAUUGAUCAGGAGAAAUUGAAGGAAUAUUUUCCAAUCGAGGCUGUUACAGAUGGCCUAUUGAAUAUAUACCAGGAGCUGCUGGGACUUGAAUUUGAGCAGGUAGACAAUGCUUGUGUUUGGCAUGAGAGUGUCACUCUUUACACAGUAAAGGACAGAUCAACGGGAGAAGUUUUAGGGCAGUUCUACUUGGACCUCUAUCCCAGAGAGGGGAAGUAUGGUCAUGCAGCAUGCUUUGGUCUCCAGCCUGGCUGCCUUCUCUCUGAUGGCAGCAGAAUGAUGUCUGUAGCUGCUCUGGUGACAAACUUUUCAGAACCAACUUCAGAUCGCCCAUCAUUGCUGAGACACGAUGAGGUGAAAACUUACUUCCAUGAAUUUGGCCAUGUAAUGCAUCAGAUAUGUGCACAGACUGACUUUGCAAGAUUUAGUGGAACUAAUGUGGAAACAGACUUUGUAGAGGUUCCUUCACAGAUGUUUGAGAACUGGGUGUGGGAAAAAGAACCAUUACAACAAAUGUCUAAACAUUAUAAAGAUGGGAGCCAUGUUUCAGACGCCCUCCUUGAAAAACUUGCUGCCUCUAGACUGGCUAAUACAGGUCUUUUAACCCUUCGUCAGAUUGUCUUGAGCAAAGUCGACCAGUCUCUUCACACAAAGCCUUCCCUUGACCCAGCAGAUGAGUAUGCCAAGUAUUGCGUGGAGAUUUUAGGAAUUCCUGCAACUCCAGGAACAAGCAUGCCAGCUACUUUUGGACAUUUAGCAGGUGGCUAUGAUGGCCAGUACUAUGGAUACCUCUGGAGUGAAGUUUUUUCCAUGGAAAUUUUUUAUAGCUGCUUUAAACAAGAAGGAAUAAUGAAUCCAAAGGCUGGAAUGAAAUACAGAAAUCUUAUCUUGAAACCUGGAGGAUCUUUGGAUGGGAUGGAUAUGCUCUACAAUUUCUUGGGGCGUAAACCAAACCAGAAAGCUUUCCUGUUGAGUAAAGGCUUAUAUAUUCAGUAAAACUGCAGAUCCUUCACAAUGGCAUAUGAACAGGAUGGGAACUUGAAAUAUAGUUCAUGCCACAUGAUAUCACAUCAUAGGAAAACAAAUCACUUUUAGGGUUUUUAAUUAUUAUUAUAUAAAUAAUGUGUUUUUAAGUAACAGCUACAAAAGCCAAUGCUUUGGAAGAACUAGUUCCAAGAUACUGUGUUGAAGUUAAAACAUUUUACAGGUUGUUUUUUUAUUUGUGAAAUGUUGUGAAAUGAAAGUGAUUGACUGGGAAAAACACACCUUUGAGUCUCUCUUUUUAAAAAAGACAUGUUUGGAUUAUGCUUUGUGAAUAAAUUUGAACUAUUAGAAAGAAAUACAAUGUCUGCUAUUAAGAAUCUGAUUCGUUUUUAUUCUACAGUUUCUAUAUCAUACUUUUAACUUGCUAAAUUAAAUGUAAACCUUUUUACUAUGACUUGAAUCUACUUUUCCAGGCACAAGAUUCAAAAUUAAAACCCAUGGGGAGAUCUUUUGCUUCUUGGGGUAUUGUGAACUUGAGAUGUGUGCAUGACUUAUACCUUUACCUUUUAUUCUGAUGUAUGUUUAACUCUCAUUAUGUAUCAUUCAAUUUUAAAAAUUUGCUCUCUCCUAAUUUGACUCGUAGCCCUAAGAACUCUGGGUUGGGAGAAAGAGCCAAGUUCUUUGCAGAAUGGUGCAAUUGCAAUAAUUUCAGCUGUUCUAUAAAAUUGUUCUUACAUUAGGAGAAAUAAUUUAUGUCCAAAGUAAGCCAUAGGAAGUGAAGAAAGAUGGUCCAAAAAUGCUAACCAUGUGUUCUUAUUAGUUAUUUUCAGUGUGGCAACCCAAAGAUGGUCCAAUAAAAAUUAUGGAAAUAAUCAUUACCUCUAAUGAUGAAGUGUGUGACUGAAAGCCUGUCCAAAGAUUACUUGAUAGUUUUCUGCGAGAUGGAAAAAAAUACUGCACAGUUUACCUAAAUAAAACCGUGGGACCAUAUGCACUUGUGGCUUAUUUAGAGCCUGUGUUCUUAAUUUUCAAACCAGGCAGUUGUGAUAUAUUACUACAUGCCUGUGAACAUAGCUUCUUGUUACCAGUUCAGGCUUUUUAUAGAUUCUGACCAGAUCGGUCUAAUCGAUUAAUAUUUUUUUUUCUGAUUAAAUUGAAAAAAACAACACAAAUUUGUUUCUUAUCAACCCAAGUUUUUUAUUAUUAUUUCUUUUCUU
Messenger RNA from Alligator sinensis (Chinese alligator), 3307 nucleotides. It is a transcript of the gene NLN, whose product is annotated as neurolysin. The coding region runs from base 63 to 2102 and encodes 679 amino acids. Gene Ontology annotation, cellular component: mitochondrial intermembrane space. The record is from RefSeq and is a predicted model, not a curated record. NCBI's taxonomy places the organism in Eukaryota, Metazoa, Chordata, Crocodylia, Alligatoridae. Gene Ontology annotation, molecular function: metalloendopeptidase activity. The transcript is spliced from 13 exons. Gene Ontology annotation, biological process: proteolysis; peptide metabolic process.